Pangasianodon hypophthalmus (striped catfish) is the source of this 2335-nucleotide messenger RNA. RefSeq names its product neutrophil cytosolic factor 2 (gene ncf2). The record is from RefSeq and is a predicted model, not a curated record. Bases 213 to 1697 code for a protein of 494 amino acids. Gene Ontology annotation, molecular function: superoxide-generating NADPH oxidase activator activity; protein binding. The transcript has 15 exons. NCBI's taxonomy places the organism in Eukaryota, Metazoa, Chordata, Actinopteri, Siluriformes, Pangasiidae. Gene Ontology annotation, biological process: superoxide anion generation.
GGAGUUUUGUCCUAAAUUCCAUGUCUCCCCAGUCAUAUUACAUGCACAUAAAGUCAGCAGAAGGCAUAUUCCAGAGCAGACUCGGGAAACCAGAGAAAAAUACUUCCUCUCUGACAGACUGGGGGCUGUCCAGAGUUCAGUUUCAUGUGUUCAUGAGAUGAUAAAAAGGGAAGAGUGGUUUUCACUAAGGUUUCAGCUGCAGCCGAGGGAACAUGUCCUUCGUGAACACUCUGCGUCAGUGGGAUGAAGCAGUGGCUUGUGUGGAGAAAAAGGACACAGUCUCUGCUCUCGGGAUAUUCCUGGACAUUGAAGAAAAGACAUCAAAGAUCAACUUCAACAUCGGAUGCCUCCAUCUACAAAACAAUGAGCUGGAUGCUGCUGAGAAGGCAUUUGACAGUAGCAUCGGCAAAGAUCAGCAUCUGGCCGUUGCUUUUUUUCAGCGGGGAAUUACAUUCUACAAAAAAGAAAGGUUUGAAGAGUCACUGAUGGAUUUCCAGCAAGCUUUUAAGGAGCUUAGAGGGAAUCACCUCAUAGACUACAAACCUCUUGGACUGAUGUAUAAACUUUAUGCUUGUGAGGUGCUGCACAAUAUUGGACUUGUCUAUGCGCAAAUGGGGAAAUGGGAGAAUGCUCAGGAAAAACUGCUUUUAGCUCUUAACAUCCGUAUAGAAUCCAAAUUCAGCCACAUCGACAAGGCUCUGGAAUCCAUUCUGAAGCAGAAACUAUUUCCUCUGGUGGUGAUUCGCCCGGAGCUUAUGUUCAAACCCAAUAAGCACUAUGUGGCAGAGCUGGAGAAAAAGGACUACCUUGGAAAGGCCAAGGUUAUAUCUUCUGUGGUUCCUGCUGAUAACUUCUCAGGUUUUGCUCCUCUUCAGCCUCAAGUUGAAGAUGUGCCAGCUAAACCCAAGGCACCAGAAGUACUGAGAGCUCUUGAAGGUGAACCACACACUGUUCUGUACGAGUUCAUUCCCGAGACCAAAGAAGAACUGGCUGUGUUACCAGGCAACAUCGUCUUCGUUCUUCAGAGAGGGACUGACAACUGGGCGUCUGUUAUUUUCAACGAAAGGAGAGGUUUGGUUCCCUACAAUUUCCUGGAGCCAUUGGACAUUACAGUGGCCUCAAAAAUGGUGCAGGUUGCACCAUCCAGCAGCAAUGAAGAUAUACCCGAUCCACCAAGAAGAGCAGCACCCAGUAAACCUGUGAGUAAAGCAGGUCAGAAGGCUGCCACAACAGAGACUAAAGCUGAUGAUGAUUUCUCAAAAUGCAUUGUGAAAGUGCACUUCCUGUUUACCAUAUCCAUCUGCAUUGCACCAGGACAGCCAUUUAAAACCGUCCUCAAUAUUAUCAGCAAUAAACUCAAGCGACCUGCUUCUACACUCACUCUGAGGUAUUUUAAGCCUGGAUCUACUGAGAAAGUAACAGUCGACGAGUCAGAGAUGGAGGUGCUGUGGACCUGCGUGAGCAACAAUCGCCUCACACUGUGGUGUUCAGCCACCGAGGAUAAAACUAUAACUCAGAAAAAGAUGGUGGCUCUGUAUGCUUAUGAGGCAUCUACACCUGAAGACCUGGCCUUUGCUCAAGGUGAUGUCAUCACUGUCCUGUCUACAGUGAAUGAAGAGUGGAUUGAGGGCGAGUGCAAUGGGAAGACUGGCAUCUUUCCAUCAUCUUUUGUUGUAAAUCAUGAAGAUAAUCAGUAGAUGGAGACAAGUUUGACUGAAAAAUAACAAAAUCUUAACACGAAAGAUUACUGGAUUAUUUAAAGCUUAAGUGUAAUUUAACCAGCAAUGCUGAAGUGCACCUAUAGAAAGGGUCACUGUAUGUCUGCACAUACUUGCAGUCCUUUUCUUAUAGACUUGGAUAAUACAAUACAAUUAUUUUAUGAACAUAUUUUAGCUUUUGGAAAUUACUUGUGUACAAAUUUUUUGCCAUUAAGUUGCAAAUGAAUCACUUUUUAAAAUAUACCAAAGAACCUUUUAUAAUUGAUCACCACCACUAAACUGUAAGCAAUAAAACAUGAUGCAUUAUAUGCUAUUACCUCACCAUAUCUGUUAUAUAACUGCACUUUUUAAUCCAUUUAUUAUUGGUCUCAGAUUAUGUGGAGCAUCCAAAAUACAAGUCUCUGUUACUGAGCUGUUACUAGUAACAUUAGAAUGAGCACAUUAAUAGACUGUAAACCUAUUAUUUGAAUUACAGCUGGCUGUCAGAGGUGCUGUCACAAAAAAUUAAUCAACAAUUUCUGAGCAAUCAGAAUAGGGAAUCCAACAGCACUGUGGUGUAAUACAUGUUCAACUGCUUUUGACAAUGUGUACUUAAAUAAAAACCAGCAACAGCAAUG